Xenopus laevis (African clawed frog) is the source of this 1252-nucleotide messenger RNA. RefSeq names its product glutaredoxin, cysteine rich 1 S homeolog (gene grxcr1.S). The record is from RefSeq and is a predicted model, not a curated record. Bases 240 to 1145 code for a protein of 301 amino acids. Gene Ontology annotation, biological process: sensory perception of sound. NCBI's taxonomy places the organism in Eukaryota, Metazoa, Chordata, Amphibia, Anura, Pipidae. The transcript has 6 exons.
ACUCUUCCUUAUGAGAAAGUACUCAUGCCGACGCAUAUAAGUGCAGUAUGCAGGUUCGCAGAAUUCUCCGUUCCACUUGUGUUCAGCACUUACAUGCAUCUUCUUGAGUACAGGCUGCUUGAGAAGAUCGCUCACUGGUAUAACUGGUUUUCUGCUGAUAGGAGCACCGGCCCGGGGUUUCAGCUGAGAUGUUUCCAAUACACCAACAUCCGGAAAAGACCGCAGUUUAAUCUCACGAGAUGCACAGGGACAGAAAAUCGAUGGAUGAAGCAAUGCUAAAUAUGGAAACGAAGGCCGAUGUGGACAGACAACAAAAAAAGGUCCGAUUUAGAGUAGCUUCAUCUUACAGCGGAAGGGUGUUGAAGGAAGUGUACACUGAUGGCGACUCCUUGGAUUCUGAAUGUGCCAGCAGCUCUGAGACCGACCAGAACAGCGUCCCAAGUGAGAGUGAUGGGGCUCAAAAUGGCUUCCCGGGAUCAGAGUUUGACGAAAGUGAAAAUGAACCCGAUGAAUUGCUAGUCCUAGCCAGAGCUACCAAAGAUAGGGGAUUUGCAACAAAAAGAGUGAACAUUCUCAGUAAAAAUGGAACUGUCCGGGGAGUCAAACAUAAAGUCAGUGCAGGCCAAGCCUUGUUUGACAAUUUAUCAAAAGUAUUCCAGUCCUCCACAACACUUGAAUUUGGGCGAAUAGUCAUAUACACCACAAGUCUGCGCGUUGUGCGAAACACUUUCGAAAGGUGUGAAAUGGUGAGAAAAAUCUUCCAAAACCACAUAGUAAAAUUUGAGGAAAAGAAUAUUGCUCUGAAUAGCGACUUUGGCAAAGAACUUGAUGAGCGGUGCCGAAGAGUCUCUGAAGUCCCUUCAUUACCUGUGGUGUUUAUUGAUGGCCAUUAUCUUGGGGGUGCUGAAAAAAUACUAGCGAUGAAUGAAUCAGGAGAGUUGCAAGACCUGCUAAUGAAGAUAGAGAGAGUUCAGCAUCCGCACGCCUGUGCCUUCUGUGGAGGGUUUGGCUUCCUUCCUUGUUUAGUGUGCCAUGGCAGCAAGAUGUCAGUGUUCCGAAACUGCUUCACGGACUCAUUUAAAGCACUGAAGUGCACUGCCUGCAAUGAAAAUGGAUUACAACGCUGUAAAAACUGCGCUGGAUAAUUCACACACAAUAAGCCGUUUGCUUAACCUCAUUUUGCAAUAUAAUUUCAUACAUGAUUUUUUUUAUAUAUAUAUAAAAAAUGACAUUAACAUCAAUAAAAUGUAUU